AUGGAUUCCAGAAGCAUGAUCGAAGUUCGCGCGGCACACAGUGGCAUGGGCAGAGGUCUGUUCGCGACUGUUGAUAUACCCAUGGGAGCAUACAUUCUCGCUGAAAGUCCUGUGAUACUGUUGUUUCGAUCUGCAACUCCAUUCCAAGACUUUUGCGAUGCCAUUAGCUCGAUAGGUACCAAGAUAACCGAGUUUGAAGACCUCUACUGCAACGUCCGGCUCCUCAAUGAAAACCUACCCGGUAAUAUUGUGACUCAAAUCCGUAGCGAAGAUCCUCAAACCCCACUUGAUGUCCAGAAUGAGGAUUUCAGAAAGUUUCUCAAGCUGUACGCUAUUUACCACACCAACGCGUCGAUAAUUACAAAAGACAACAAAGAUGCUGGCUCAGCUGUUUUUCUCACUUGCAGCCGCAUCAACCAUUCCUGUGUACCAAAUUCCUACAGCAUUUGGAACGACAAGACUAACCGACAAACCAUUCAGACUGGUCGCGAUAUCAAGGCAGGGCAGCAAAUCUUCGUCAAUUACCUUGGUGACCGUGGCGAUUUCAUGACCCAUGAGCAGAGGCUGAGACAAACACAAACGCACUGGGGUUUCACGUGCAAUUGCAGAGCCUGCACUAAGCCAGAGAUCGCAGACCGUGUGCGCAAAGACAUGACAAGUCUGAGAAGGUCUCUAGAUCAGUCACACCAGAAGUGGCCUCUUGUUGAUUCAGAAACACGCAAAGCCAUAGCGUUGAAGGCUGUCCAAUAUGCAGAAGAGCUGCUACGGUUGAUGGAGGAGUCCGAGCUGGGAGGCUGGAAGGUCUGUCAGACCUAUCAGGACUGUGCACGAUACAACAUGUAUCUAGGCAAUGAAGCGGAGGCGGUCAGCUAUGCCAGGAGGUUCCUCGACACUCAAGAGAUCUUUGUUGGUGAAGAUGGUAUCGACCGAGAAUGGAUCGAGGCGAUUGGGUUGCGGAUUGCCUAA
Messenger RNA from Diaporthe amygdali, 966 nucleotides. RefSeq lists its product as uncharacterized. Lineage: Eukaryota; Fungi; Ascomycota; Sordariomycetes; Diaporthales; Diaporthaceae. Gene Ontology annotation, molecular function: protein binding. Bases 1 to 966 code for a protein of 321 amino acids. The transcript is spliced from 2 exons. The record is from RefSeq and is a predicted model, not a curated record.